Messenger RNA from Cryptomeria japonica (Japanese cedar), 3380 nucleotides. Its product is annotated as glycine-rich domain-containing protein 2. The transcript has 9 exons. Lineage: Eukaryota; Viridiplantae; Streptophyta; Pinopsida; Cupressales; Cupressaceae. The coding region runs from base 577 to 3117 and encodes 846 amino acids. The record is from RefSeq and is a predicted model, not a curated record.
GUCAUUAUUUCAUUUCUUCCCUGAUUUGAAGGAAACAGACAUCGCGACAGAUCAAAUAUGUCUGGUACAUAACAAGAGGGGCUUUUCAAUAAUUAUAAGAGGUAUAUUUUCAUUUAUGUUGGGGGGGCUCAGAUUGCCUACAUUACACGGAAUUGCAGUAAAGACUGACAACCACUGAGAUAUAUCCUCCACUCCAUCUCCCACCUGCAAAAGAUUCUUCCAACUGUAGAUUUAAUUAGUUUUUGAGCGCGGACUUUAACUGAAAUUUGGGGCUCUUUUUCUUUAAAAAAUGGUGAUUAAGAGGCGGCUGGGAUAUUAUCUUAUUUAAGAGUCUCGUGAUUGUAAAGAGACAAAGCCAACAAGAUUCACACUUGAUGCGAGUAUUCUAUCAUGGCCACACAAGUAUUGGAUGAUUUCAACUGAAAUUUUUGGCUGUAUGUCACGAGAAGGAAGAGCAUCAAUUAAGAGGACUGCUGCUGUGUAGAUUGAUGUUCAUGUUGGAAAAACACCCAGAAACUUUUUAGCAGGGCUUAAGGGUUUUUCUUUUUUCUGCAAACGAUACAGAAUUGUGGCGUAAUGGUGUCUGAGUUUCGACAUGUUGAUAGUUUUGAUGCGGCUUCGUCUCGGAGUGUUACUACUGCAGAAAAUGAAAUCGAAGCUGCCAAAUGCAUAGUUAUUAGCGUAGAUUUAAUUCGUGCUGCUAAAAAGCAGCUUCAGCUUCUGAGCAGUGUGAGGAAUAUGCCUUGGCUUCAUCAUGGUCCCCUGUUAAACGAGGCCAUCCGACGGUACAAACAGGUUUGGAUGCCUUUAGCAGCAGAAUUACGACAAUCUCAGACCCUGCUGCCACCCUUGGAUGUUCAAUGGGUUUGGCACUGUCACUGUUUGAAUCCGGAUGCAUAUCAACAAUAUUGCACUUCACACUUUUCCAAAAUCAUUGAUAAGCCUCUUCUUCUAGAGCCCAAAAGCGAGGUCGAAGCUAUGUCAAGAUGCAAGAAAAUAUGGAGUCAGAGAUUUCCUUCAGAAACUUUUGAUCUGCGGGUAAAACAACGGCCAGGUAUGGUGUAUCCUAUGCCUAAUACGGAGAGCAAGCUUGAGAAAGAUGGCUUUGACCUCGUUGCUGCCAUCUCUAAUCAGUGCUCAUUUUAUCAACAGGUCUUUCAGCCAUUUUUGUGGGAAAAUCAGUUCCUGGUAGCUGCCAAAGAACGUUACAAAUGCUUUCUGCAUUUGGUCAAUAAACACAGAGGAGCUUUUUCUUGUAUCCCCACUGUGGACAUCCUUCUCAUGUGGACUACACACCAGAGUUAUCCAGUGGCAUAUGCCAAGGACGUUGAAUGGCUAGAUGGAAUAUACGGAGGAGCAGCCAUAGACAGAGGACCCAAUGCUGUGUCAGAGGAGGAUCUCCAUGAAACAGCAAGACUAUGGGAGGAUACUUUUGGAAAGCCUUAUGAGACAGCAGGUGCAACGUUCGAUUCCAUCCAGUCCAAACCACUUUCAAUUCCCAAGGCUUUGGAAGGAUUUAACACCCCAAAGCCCAUAUACUGGGAAUAUCAGGACAUUGAUGUUAAUGGGAAGUACAAGACUUUGGAGCCCAGAUAUGUCAUGGAGGUCUGUAUUCUUAUUAAAGGCAUAGGAAGGGCUGACACAAGGGAGGAGUUCAGAAACUUAUUCCUGCGGCUCAAGGCAAUUGAUUCCUACAAAGAAUUGAGGUCAGAAAAACCAUUGGCCAAGCUAUGCUCAGACACCAGCUGGCAUAAACCAUGGGUUUUGCAAUGUGAAGCGAAUACCAGAGGCCUAAAGCUCGAUCUCCGAUCAUAUAUCAACACUUGCUUUGGUCCUCUGAGAAAAUCAAGGCGUCUGAAAAAGCUUGUUCUUCAGUGGCAUGAAAUUCUGCAAAGCCCAUCACUGACUCUAGACAAGUCCAUUACCAUAAGAUCAAAUUCUGUGCCAAAGAAUUCUAAUGCAGAACCUUCUUGUCUCAGACUGGUGGCAUCCAUAACUCCCCCAAUUCAAGCUCCAUAUCUUCUGAAAUGCGUGCCAGAUCGUGUAACAGACGACACGGGUGCCAUGGUAUCGGAUUACGUUCUUCGGAUGAACAGAUACCGACCCCAGGAAGGCCGUUGGAUUUCGAGAACCGUGCUCAACCAUGCCGGUAAAGAAUGCUUCGUUGUACGCAUGAGAGUUGCAAGGGGCGUUUGGAGAAGACGCAGUGACCGCCCUGUGGGAGUGGACUGGAAUGAAAGGGUGAUACAAGUUUGCGAAGGAGCAUGGACAUAUGUUGCAGGUUCUAUUGGCAUCGCCCCAGGGAAUGUAGUGGGCACUGCAACGCCCAUAGCAGAUGAUCUAGAGAACCACAGGAUGACAUGGGAACUCUCGAGCGGUGAGAUUUUCACCAUACAGAUGCCAAUACAACAGUUGGAGUGGGAACGGCAUCUGGAAUUUACACUCAAAAACACCCCCAAAGGAAAAUCGGCAAGAUUGUUGAAUGGGCGAAAGCUGCAGUACCAAGUAACGGGGGCAAAGGACGACGAAGAAGAAGGCUUUGUAACUCUGGUUCGAUACACAGCGCAAUGCCCACAAGGAAAAGCCACUGCUCUCUUUAACUGGAAGGUCUCUGCCAUGGAAUUUCAGGCGAAGGAAGAUGCAAUUCUACUUCUCCUCCUCUGUAACGCCACAGUUCGCACAGUCGCAGACUUUGGGGGUGAGGGCGACAGUCUAGAAAACUUCUUUAUCAGGAAGAGGAGGAAAGAAGCCAAACCAGGAAACAGGGACUGGGGAUCUGUAGUAAUACAAAAUUCACGAUCAAUAAGGGAUCUAACAUUUUGGUAUUUGAAUCCAAGGGAAGUUUUAGGGCUUCCACCUGUGGAUACCAAUCCUUCGAGACUAAAUUCAGAGGAAGAGGUUCAUGUAUAUUCGAGUAAAAGCUGGUUAUAUAUGGAUGGUGUGGUGAGUCCAUUUGCUAACAAAUCCAUUAGGAAGGCAGUCUCUACUGAUGUAUUGAAUAUAAUGGAAUCAGGCGGAGGAAAUCAGUUUGGAGGGAACCGUGGUGGGGAAUCCACAAGGAGGACUCUCAGUGGGAUUCCUGUACAUAAGGGCCAGAGAGGCUCCUCCAUUGGCUAAUACAAUUGUAUUCAUGGAGCAUUUUCUAUUUUCGCUCCUUUUUAUUAUUGUUUAUAUGGUUAACUCAAUAGUAAACAAGUGAGGUGACAUGAGAAGAGGAAAACGGUUUCCCACAAGCAAAUUCGCCUAACUUUUAUAGGCAAUUGUAGAAAACGCAUCUAAACAUGUAAAUUAAUUGAUAAUAAGAUGAUUGAGAGGUGUGGGUUCAGCAGUAAAGUUUUGGAAUUUUGUUAAGUAAAGAUAUGGAUUUCUCCUGUCUAUAA